AUGGUUUUAUAUAAACGAAAACAAGUUAAAUUUGUACCACCACCGCCAGUACCUCGGGAUUUAAAUACUCAAGUAUGGGUUAUUAAUGAGACAAAAGAAUGGUUUCUUAGUUAUGAGGAUUAUUUGUCAAGAUUAGAUUAUUAUAAUCAAAAUAAAUUUGUUUGUGAAAUUACUGGUAAUUCAUGUUUAACAUAUUUUGAAGCUUUUGAUUCAGAAUUACAUGAGAAAAAAGAAGUUGAUAAGAAUUUCCCUGAAGCUUUAAAAGAGCAUUUGUUAAGGUAUUUAAAUUUUAAUAGAUGCACAAGAUUAGAUCAGUUAGUUGAUAAAGUUUAUACGAUGUUUAAAAAUGAUUAUUUCCCAGGCGAAACAAUAUAUUUGAGAAAUUUAGAUCAAUUACAAAGUCAACAAUUAAAUGUUACAACCAAUUCGAGUAUCAAAUCAAGAGGGAUAAUUCGAGAAAAAGUUCAAUAUUCGCAAGAUCAGCCGACAAAAUAUUUGGUUAUUUCUUUAAUUAAUGGUCAGCAACAAAUUGUUUCAUCUCAUAAUAUUUCAAGAGAUAGAAAUCAUUUUACAAAAUGGUUAAUUAAGACGUUUAUAAAAUUAACGAUGUCUAGGUCUCAUAAAGUUGGUGCACCUUGGGUUGUUAAAACAAAAUAUGCGAAAAAAUAUUCAAUUCCCACGAUUUAUCCUGACGAUUUAAAACAAUUUAUUGAAUCGACUCCGACUGGAGAAAUUAGUUAUAUUCAACCAAAGAAAAAAAGAGGUCCUCAGCCAAAUGAUGAUACUGAAAAAAGAAAAAAAAUUAAAGAUGAGUUAACUAUUCAUAUAAUGAAUGAAAAUAAUAAUAUACCUUAUAGAAGAAAAUUUCCAAAUCAUUAUAUACCAGAGAUUUAUCAAAAAGAAUUAAUGGAAGAAGAUGAUAUAAAAGGGACACCAUCAGGAUUAUCACAAUUUCAACCAACUAAGAAAACUUUAGUUGAAGAUUUGACUUUAAAAUUUGAUUUACAAAAUCCAAAACCAAAGCCUAAAUUGUAUAAUAUACCAGAAAAUGCAAGAACAACAACAACAACCACCUCCACCACCUCCACCGCCACCAAACAAAAGUUGACAUCUAUAUCAGAGGCAUUACAAUCUUGGAUUUUUAUAAAUGUUUAUCAUAAUGUUUUAAAUAUUGAUACUUUUACAUUUGAUGAUUAUGUUUAUGCAAUGGGUUGGAAUUUAAAACAAUUUAAUAAAAUUGGAAAUUGUGAAUUAUUAGAUGAAAUUUGGUGUUGUAUUUUAUCUUCAAUUGUAUCAAAUGAAAAACCAUCUCCAAAAGAAGCUUUAAAAAGUAAAGAAAAAGAUCAAAUAUUUGGAUUAAAUAUUAAUAUACCGAUUGAAAACAAUGAUUCUGAAGAUGAAGAUGAAGAUGAAGAUGAAGUUAAUGGAUCAGAAUCUGAAUCUGAAACUGAAACAAAAGCAUUAGAAAUUGAUGAUGAUGAUGAUGAUGAUGAUGAUGAAAAAUCUGAAACAGAAAUGUCACCAAAAAACAAAAAGAAAACAAAAUCUCCAAAACCCAAAUUAAAUCAUAAUGCUUAUGAAGCAAUGAAUCAUGGAUCACCAUGGCAUGAAAAAUUAAGAAGAAGAAAUUUUAAAGAUGGAAAUUGGCAGUGUAUAUUACUUGGUGUUUUAUCAAUGGUUGAGCAUAUUUCAAUUUAUAAACCAAUUAUAGAAGAAAUUUAUAAAACAUUAGCCCCAUCUAAUCAACAGCCAAAUCCAACAACAAUAAAAAGAAAUUUUUAUCAACAUUUAAAUAUAAAUUUAAAAUUUAAAGCUAUUAAUAUUUUAACUGAUUUAAUUAUGACAUCAUCACCAUUAGUUCGGAAUUAUAUUGAUGAAUCAUUGGAAAAUUCAACUGCAAUUCGAAGACAAAGAUUAGAAAAUUUAAAAGAAUAUAGAAUUGCAUAUGAAUUAUUAAGAAAUGCUCAAGAUUAUAUUGGAUCAGAAUUACCUGAAGGAAUUACUCCAAGUACUACUCUCGAAUUAAAUCCAACAGAAUUAGAACUUUCCAAAUCUGAUCCUGAAUUUAAAAAACAAAUCAAUAUUCGAAUUGAAUCCAUUAAUAAAAUGAAUCAAAUUCGAAAUGAUAAAAAAAUUUACGAAACAAAAUUAACUGAAUUAGAUUGUCAAAGAGUUAAAUUAUUAGGUAAAGAUAGAUUAUAUAAUCGAUAUUGGUGGUUUGAAAAUAAUGGAUUACCAAAUUUACAACAUAGUAGAAGAGAUGAAGAUGAAGAUGAAGAUGAAGAUGAAGAAAAUGAAAAUGAAAAUGCAAAAGAAAAAAUAAAAGAAGAAGAAGUAGAAGAAGAGGAUAUUUCUGAUUCUAGUUCUGAUUCAGAUGAUGAAGUUAAAGAUGAAACUUAUUUAAUGGGUAGAUUAUGGGUUCAAGGUCCUUGUGAUCAUGACCUAAAUGUAAAUUUCAAAUUAGAUCCAGAAAAAGCAAAGGAAAUAGAUGAAUUACUUGAUUUUCAAGGUAUUGAAGAAUCAAUUUUAAAACCAUCAUUGAAAAGAGGAGAACCUAAAAAAAUGAAUUUUGAAAACUUAUCCCCCAAUUUUAAAUCUACGGUAUUGAAAAAUUUUAAUUUAGAUUUUCAUGAUUCUGAUAUAUAUAAAGUAAAUGAUAUCAAGAAAGAAAUAAUUGAAAAAAAUGGUACAAAUAACAUGGAACAAGAACAAGUUCAAGAUAAAGAAAAUAUCAGUUCUGAUCUUAUUUUAAAUCAUGAGGGAUCUUUAUUACGUCCCCUUAAUGAAAUAACCAACAUUCAACGUAAAUUAAUUGAAGAAUGUCCCGAUCCAUUACUUAAUGGACUGAAUUGGAGAUAUUACGAUUCACCAGAAGAAAUAUCAAAACUUAUAUCUUGGUUGAAUCCAUGGGGGAAAAGAGAAAGUUCAUUACGUAAAGAAUUAUCAUCUGCAAAAGAAGCAAUUAUAUCUUCAAUGAAAGCUAGAAGAAAAGCAUUAUGGAUUGAUUGCCUACCUUCCGAUGAAAUAAAAUUGAAGAAAAAUAUACAAGAAUUGGAAAAUUAUCAAAAUGGAAAUGAUAAAGAAAAUGAAGAAGAAAAUGAGGAAAUAGGAACAAAAAGGAGAUUGAAAACUAGAGAUUCAUCUAGAAAAAAACAAAAAUUGAAUUCAAUUGAAGAUGUUUUACAAUUUGGUGAUAUAGAAGAUAGAAAAAAUUGGAUUGAUAAAUUUCAAAAAGAAUUGGAUGAAAGGCAAUAUCAACGUGAAUUGGCUCGAGUUACCGAAUGGAUAAAUUCAAAAGCAUUAGAUGAAUUCGGUAUGAGUUUAUAUGAAGGUGGUGAUAAAAAGAAUAAAGGUAGACCAAGUAAAAAGAAAGAUAAAAAGAAAGAAAAAGACGAGUAA
Insectozyma verbasci is the source of this 3399-nucleotide messenger RNA. The record is from the annotation of a GenBank genome assembly. NCBI's taxonomy places the organism in Eukaryota, Fungi, Ascomycota, Pichiomycetes, Serinales, Debaryomycetaceae.